AACAGCAACUGAAAGAGAAAGUAAAAUAAUACAGGGAAGUAGCUCCAUUAUCCUGCUCAUAGUUCAGCAGCGGCACAGGCAUGCUGUCUCCUGCUUACUGAACGUCAGAAAGAAGACAGUUGUCCGGUUUGCGGGACGACAUAACGAUACUUCAAGUCCUGUCGGGUUCAUCUGAGGUCACGGGGAGAAAAAAAUGUCCCGCGGUUCAAACGCAGGUUUCGACCGACACAUCACCAUAUUUUCACCGGAGGGCCGCCUCUACCAAGUUGAGUAUGCCUUCAAAGCGAUCUCCCAGAGUGGGCUGACUUCUGUGGGGGUCCGGGGGGCAGACAGCGUUGUGGUGGUCACACAAAAGAAAAUACCUGACAAGCUGCUGGACUCUUCCACUGUGACCAACAUGUUCAAACUAACCCCGCGCAUUGGCUGUGUGAUGACUGGGCACAAUGCGGACAGUCGUUCCCAGGUUCACCGGGCGCGAGUGGAAGCAGGAGAAUGGAAAUAUAAGUUCGGUUAUGACAUCACAGCGGAUGUGUUGUGCCGCAGAUUGGCUGAUAUCUCGCAGGUCUACACACAAAAUGCUGAAAUGAGACCUCUAGGCUGCUGUAUGAUCAUGGUGGCUAUGGACCCUCAGCAGGGUCCUGCCCUGUAUAAAUGUGACCCAGCAGGCUACUACUGUGGCUUCAGAGCCACAGCAGUCGGGGCCAAGCAAACAGAGGCCAAUAGCUACCUGGAGAAGAAACUGAAGAAAAAGCCUGAACUGACCCAUGACAGGACAGUACAGUUGGCAAUAUCAUGUCUGUCCUCCGUCCUGUCCAUCGACUUCAAGGCUAAUGAACUGGAGGUCGGCGUGGUCACCAAGGAAAAGCCCAAAUUCAGGACACUGACAGAAGCAGAGGUUGAAGCCCACCUGGUUGCCAUAGCAGAACGGGAGUAGAGGUGCCCUCACUGCUAGCACAGUCUUUUAUUAAGGAUCGAUAAAGGUUUGAUUUGUAGUAUUUCACCAAACAUUUCCAGUAGGCUUUAAAAAAAUACACAGUGUUUAAAUUCUGAUUCACAUUAAACCAUCUUUAGUGGACAUCCCACAUCCCACCAACACACUGCAACGUGUUUCAUGUUUGAAAUAUGUACAUUUUUGGAUGCUGGUUAUUUAAUAUGACUCCUGCUGUUUUUGUUUGGAUGUGUACUGAAAAUUUGUCAUACAGCCUAUUUUAUACUGUGUGUUUAUAAUGCCAACCUUGUUGUCAGCUCCACACUCACAAAGUUGCAAUUAAAAAAUCCAUCAGAUUCAUUGUCAAGCCCUUUAGCAUAACUGUCAUAAUAAAACGGAAUAGAAAAGAAAACUAGAAAC
Chelmon rostratus (copperband butterflyfish) is the source of this 1348-nucleotide messenger RNA. It is a transcript of the gene psma6l, whose product is annotated as proteasome 20S subunit alpha 6, like. Bases 194 to 934 code for a protein of 246 amino acids. The transcript is spliced from 7 exons. Gene Ontology annotation, cellular component: cytosol; nucleus; proteasome core complex. Gene Ontology annotation, biological process: ubiquitin-dependent protein catabolic process. The record is from RefSeq and is a predicted model, not a curated record. NCBI's taxonomy places the organism in Eukaryota, Metazoa, Chordata, Actinopteri, Chaetodontiformes, Chaetodontidae.